AUGCCUGCCAGACUGCUCGACGAAGAAGGUGACAUUACUCCAGAGUUUGAAGCUGCUCUUAGAGUAAUGUUUGCCAAAUAUGCCUCCCCUUCGUCCAAUACCCUUUCUCGUGCACAAAUUCAACAGUACUUCCUCGACACCAAUGGCGUCCCUUCCCCAGAUUCGGAAAUAGACGAAAUCAUGGAAUUCAUGGACAUCGAUGAGGACACUGGGAAUCUUACUUUUGGUGGAUUUAUGCAGAUCUAUCAGUUGCAGACGGAAAACGAUGAGGCGGAAACGUGGAAAGACUUGGAAAAGCACGGAUAUAACAGAGAUCUCCAGCAAAAUUAA
Molecule: messenger RNA, 330 nt
Organism: Desarmillaria tabescens
Lineage: Eukaryota; Fungi; Basidiomycota; Agaricomycetes; Agaricales; Physalacriaceae
Exons: 2
Coding region: 1-330 (109 amino acids)
Source: RefSeq, a predicted model, not a curated record